AUGGCUUCGACGCAGGAUGAAGAUAUGUAUUUGUUUGGAGGAAGUCUGAGUCAAACCCCCGCUUUCGCGGGUCAAGAAUUCGAUACAUUCUUGACCUCAACUCGACCUGAGGCCGAUGACUCGACCAUGAUGACAGCUGGGUAUCUCAACCCAAACGACUUGUCGAUUAAACGCGAGUACAACGACUACAGUCCCAUGCCAGAUGGGAAUUCUUUCUCGCGCUCGCCGCGAGGAUCUGGCUCUGGGUCCAGCAGUUCAUCCUCGGCGUCUCCGGUUGACCAGAAGCGCGAUGCUUCUGCUCCCUCCACCGCUUCUCCUCCGGCGCACAACCCUGAGCAAGGAGGCUGGGGCAGUGGAAUAAAUGGAUUUUCAAUCUCCAACGAGCAUGUUUUUGACGAUGCGGCGAUGGCGGGCAUGGAUCAAGACUACGAGGCCAGCAACCAACAAAUGGCUUCCGAUUUCGAUUUCGACACCGCUGCAAGCACACCGAGCGGAUUUGAUGCGAUAAAUAACACCAAAGCUAAGAGCAGUGCCAUGGCGCGGCCUAUGAAUCAGCCGGGAAAUUUCGUGCCCUAUGCGAAACAAAACUCAGGUGUCGCUUUCCCACCCUCAGGCCAGGCCCAAUUCUUCUUUCCCGGAUCUAGGGAAGCCUCGCCUUUGAACGCGAUGCUUCCUUCCACCCAAGGCCAGUCUCCCUGGAGCAAGCACUCACCAUCAUCUGGCCUUGAGGAGACGUUCAACCAUAUCACCAUGAAUGGUGACUCCCCUGGUAAUGCGAUGUUCUCUCCGAACGUCCACUUUUCGGCCAACGGCUUCACAUUCGACCCUGAGUCGACGGCGAGUCCCUCGACCUUCGCGAAGGAUAUCUCAACACCUCCUUCCACAGUCCACUCGGCCGACGGCAAUCCAAUACUUACCGUGCAUCCUACGUCUCUCAAGUCUAGGGUUGAGACGCAGAUACCUAUCAAAUUGACCUUGUCAGUGCUCCCCUCAGGCGCCAAAAAGUUGAGGCUACCUAGACACACUGUAUCAAAGCCCAAAUUCCUUUCCAAAAGUGAAAUCAACCGAUCACCGGAAAUCCUGGAGCUUCAUACGUCCUUGGUUUGUACGAGUGCGAUGCAAGACCCCAGCAAAUUGCAGCGAGCUCUUGCACGAGCUAGGGGUGAGGAAUUGGCUCCUCUUACCAGGCCCAGUCCUGCUUCGUCCGAUGACUCCUCUACGCUGAAGGACGAUGACGAAAGACCACUUAACGGUGGCGAAGUCAAAAUAUGUCCGGGUUGCAUACAGCGUGAAAGGAAACGGGCUUCGCGGAAGAAGCAAAAGAAGCCCGAGGAAGAAGAGAUGUUCCAGAAGGACGAAGAAAGGAGGGUAGUGGUUUUUAAUACAAACGAACUCAAGGAGUGGGUUGAAGUUCCUCAGGAUGCCCAGCCCGAACACCCACGCAACCUCAAUCCAUCAACCGCGAUGCAGGUUGAGCUCCCGAUGCGAAUUGCCUGUUAUUGUCGCCAUCAGAACGAGAAGAUGGGUUUUCAGGUCAUAUUCACCAUCAAGGAUAGCAAGGACAAAGUGAUAGCUCAGGCGUUGACCAACCCUAUCAUGAUCACCGAUGAUCACAAAACCCACAAUGCUCCUACCACGAUCACGAACCCACCUGCUUCAGUCCCGACUAGUGCGCCUCAAUUACCGGGCGCAGGAGUUUUCGCAGCCACGAGUACAGAAGCAGCCCAGACGUCUGCCGUUCAUCCUAGGAUCAGCAAGCAGUCAUUUUCCACCACGGAUCUACACGGUCUCCAGAACAAUUUUAACCCGAAGUUCCCUAUGGCCCCCGCAUCAAAUCCGUUUGCCAUUCCUUCUGCCAUGUCCCUCCAAACGCCCAAUACACUCACACCCCGAAAUCUUUCAAGACCUGCCUCGCCUAAUGGAGUCCCUGGUCCGACAAACAAGAGAAGAAAACAAAGUGGUUCGGGAAAGGUACCGUCAGGCCUCACAAUGACCCGCCUUGAUACUGCUCAGCACUCCCAUUCGUCUUCGACCGCGAUGCCUAACAACACCGCACAUUCGCCUUACCCCCAAAACAUGGCCUCAUACAUGGCUCCCACUGAGCGCCAAUUCGUGAUGCCGUCAUCCCGCUCAGGACCCUUUGGCACGAGUCCUCCCACCCCCAGUGGUAACGACACCACAUUUAACUCCAGUCUCAAUCGGUCUUUUAGCCUGGAAAACAUCCCCCGUGGCACGCCGUUGAUUUCUGCUCCACCAUCGCGACAGCCUAGCCGUCCCGGUAGCCCCGGUUCAGCAAGGAAUAGCUUUGGUGCAUCAGAUGCCGUACUUGGCCAGGCUGUCAGUAAUCAGCUUAUGGGUCAGCCAAAUCGACGCCCGCCACAUCCUUUGAUACACAAGCUGGUUCCUGCUGAAGGUUCUGUGACGGGUGGCACGGAAGUGACUCUCCUUGGAAAUGGGUUUUAUCAAGGACUUGAAGUCAUGUUCGGUGAUACUGAGGCGACAACCACUACUUUUUGGGGCGAAAAGUGCCUCAACUGCAUCGCGCCACCUGCCCUUCAAGCUGGGGUUGUCGCCGUUGUCUUCAAGCAUGAUCAUCCCCGGUAUUCUGCCUUGCAGCAGCAAUCCCAGACGCGACCCUCACUCUUCACUUACGUUGAUGAUCGGGAGCUGGAAAUGUUCCGCCUUGCUUUGAGAACUCUGGGCAAACAAUUGCAACACCCUACCGAUGAUCCAUACGCUGCGGCUCAACAGCUUCUACAAGGGCAGUCGCAUUCAGUGUGGCCCUCACAUGGAGGGUACGGUAUGAAUGGAGGCCAUCAACGCAACGCUGGGUUUGGAAACGGAGUUCCCAUGGACACGCUUGAUCUUGAGGCACUUAUGUUACGCGCUCUCGACCACAUGGAUGCACAAAACAACAUCAGGGCUCCCAGAUUCGAUCUUCGCAGACCUUCCGGCCUCACGCUACUUCACUUCGCCUCGUCCUUGGGCCUCACUCGCUUUGUUGCCGGUCUUCUGGCAAGAGGUGCUGAUCCUAAUGUGUUCGACAACAACGGUUUCACACCCAUGCACCAUGCGUCGAUGAACGGACACACACAUGUGAUACAUCGACUACGACUAGUAGGUGCCAAUCACAAGGCACGUAGCAUCCGCAAUUUCAUUCCAGCAGACCUGGCCACCUCAUUGUUAGCAUAUCAAGCUACUAUGAACAGAAUCGAACAUUAUCGCUCUCGCAGUGCCGGUGGCACCCCGAUGCUCCUCCAUAGUAGGAGUUCCUCCUCUCUUCGAUCAUUUUGGGAGCAUGAUUCAAGCCAAUAUCCUACCACUGACUCCGACGAGGACGACGAUUCUAGCUUAGAAGAUGAUAAUUCUACUGAAGGUGCGACAGAGGAUUUGACGCUGCACCGGGCGAUGAGUAGGCCCGGCAUCAACAAAGCAAUAGUGAGCAUCCCAGGCACCAGAAGAAAUAGUGCACAUCACAUUGUCGCUCCGGAGACGACCCAACCCAGGGUUAGCGACCCAGCUCCAAAUGUGGCCCCAUCGGCCUACAUGAUGGCAUGGCGGGAUCAUCUGGUUGCCCAGUUGCACCAGUUUAACGAAAGCGCGCAGUCGCUAAUGCCCAACCUUGAAGGGCAUCUGGCCGCUCUCCAAGAUUAUCAAGCCUACCCAAUGGUCCGUCGUGUUAGCUCACUCUUCCCGCAACGGCCCAGCUCAAGACAACAGAAUGGCCCAAGAGAAGGCUGGUGGGAAACCCUGACAGGCACAUCGUCGCCGGCACCAUCGUCCCCCCCUGCAUAUGGCGACCUUUACCCCGACGAUGGGGGCAGUGCCGAAGAUUGGAGCCUCAAAAAAUUGUCCGCUCUUCAAGCUGCCACUGAUGCAGCAGCCGAUCUGCACUUCGAGGGCCAAUCGGCCAGUCACCACGUUCAGGCGUCAGGGUCUACUCUCAACCCUGCAACGCCCCUAAGAAAACCUGUAGAGAGAAUUGAAUUGAGCCGCGAUCGGAAAUUGUUCUUUUUCUGGAUACCUCUGCUUGCAAUUGUAUUGGCGCUGAUGAUCAGGAGCUCUGGCAUGCUGAGUACUUUUGACUCUUCGGGAAAUACUGAAACACCGGUUGGAAGGCAAGGCAUCGAGGUUUUAUGA
Exophiala spinifera is the source of this 4140-nucleotide messenger RNA. RefSeq lists its product as uncharacterized. Gene Ontology annotation, biological process: regulation of transcription by RNA polymerase II. Gene Ontology annotation, cellular component: nucleus. The coding region runs from base 1 to 4140 and encodes 1379 amino acids. Gene Ontology annotation, molecular function: transcription coregulator activity; double-stranded DNA binding; protein binding. The record is from RefSeq and is a predicted model, not a curated record. The transcript is spliced from 2 exons. NCBI's taxonomy places the organism in Eukaryota, Fungi, Ascomycota, Eurotiomycetes, Chaetothyriales, Herpotrichiellaceae.